This is a messenger RNA of Orbilia oligospora ATCC 24927, 1062 nucleotides long. RefSeq lists its product as uncharacterized. The coding region runs from base 1 to 1062 and encodes 353 amino acids. The record is from RefSeq and is a predicted model, not a curated record. The transcript has a single exon. NCBI's taxonomy places the organism in Eukaryota, Fungi, Ascomycota, Orbiliomycetes, Orbiliales, Orbiliaceae.
AUGACUUGGUCCGUUACCAAACUUAGUGUCAAAGCGAACACGUCCGAUGGUGUCGCUGACAGGCUCUACGCAAACGGGAACAUGCAAGUUCCCGUCGAUGUAGUUAUCACGGCUGUAAACGCUGAUGAGAAGCCAUACUACCUUUCUGAUUCGGAACUAGCUACCAUUAAGCUUGUCGACUAUAACAAUGUCGAUUCCCAGCUAUCCGGAAAAUGGAAGUACACCCACCAGGAAAACGAGUAUGGUCAUAUCAUGGACGGGGCCGGUGGAUUUGCGAGCAGCGGCGGCGGAUCGGGAGCGAGUACACAUGCCUCCGGCCAUUCAAGCGUCCAGACCAAGCGUUACUGGGUCAGCACGACUACCAUCGAAAAUCAAAAGAUCGGUGCCGCCAUCACAGAGCCCAACGGCAACUACUACAACACCCACAGCAAAGACGAAAAUAACUUUGUUAUAUUGACGGGAAUCUCCCCAAUUACCUAUAACACUAGCAAUGUCAAAGUUACUCGCGACGAAAACGACACUACCACCGGGAUGUAUAACCUCAGUUACGAUAUGCAAGUCAUGCAUGUCAAACUGAGUCCCACAGUGGGCACAAGCUGGAAGGCCCAAAAUUACCAACUUUCUCUCAAUCAGGGUUUGAUCAAAAAGGCCGAAAUAUACGGCUACCACUCUAGUGCGGAUGCUUUGAACUACUCUAUCAAAUUAAGCCCUUCAAGUGCUGGGGAGUUAAGCAUCUUCUAUAUGUGGCCCUUAGGUUCUGAGGAAAAUAGAAAGGUCGGCUUGGAUGUCAGCAAAAACGUAUCGCCUCAAAUUCCCCGGUUCAACCUAAACGGUACUGUUACUGUUCCGACGAACAAUCGCCGUGGAUCGGUAUGCUUUACACGAGUCCAUUAUUCACCCAUCAAUGGGUUUCCGGCACCAUUUUCAUGGUGGGGCAGUGAGACUACUGAGAAAGCGGGCUGUAAAAUUUAUGAUGAAUGGGGUAAUUGGGGUCAGUUCAAGAUUGGUUACGGGGGAAGCUCGAACGACCAGCAUGUGAUCGUUACCGACACCAACGCAUAA